Molecule: messenger RNA, 1740 nt
Organism: Aphanomyces astaci
Lineage: Eukaryota; Oomycota; Saprolegniomycetes; Saprolegniales; Verrucalvaceae
Exons: 1
Coding region: 78-1664 (528 amino acids)
Biological process (GO): regulation of DNA-templated transcription
Molecular function (GO): DNA-binding transcription factor activity
Source: RefSeq, a predicted model, not a curated record
UUCGCAAUUUGAUUGCUUCUGGAAAGACCGUUGUGCAACGCCUGCGCCGCCGCCGACUGCAAUCACCCCCAAUCGCGAUGUCGACGAUCAAACAACCCGCCACCCACUCGUUCCUCGCGAGCGCGACCAAGAAGAAUGAUACUCUCCUUCGCGUCAAGGAAGAAGUCUUGUCACCGAAGCAAACCGUGCCAGCCAUUUCGCUUGUUACCCCCAGCAAGCUCAAGAUCCCGGCGCCUGUUCCCACCGCGGCGAAGAAGCGAAAAAACGUCGUGCACUCCCCCGUGGGCAGUGAAUGCAGCACCACCUCCACCUCAAGCAACUCGAGUGCCAAGAAGCGCAAAGCCAGCGUGAACGACGACCUCUUCGACCUGAACGACAUGGGGUCCGCAGAAGAAAAGAUCAAGGAGAUGGAACGUCAGCUGCUCAGUUUGGACCCUGACUCCAAAGAAGCGAAGAAGAAGCGACGAUUGAUUCGCAACCGCAUGUCUGCCCAGCUGCACCGCGAACGCAAGAAGGCGUACGUCGUUCAAUUGGAAGAACAACUGCAAGCCAAAGAUGACGAGAUGCAAGCCCUCAAAGCUCAGUUGGAUGCGUUGAAAGCCGAAAACUCGCGUUUGAAGGACAGCGACAUCCCAUCAAUCAAGCUUGAACAACCCACCGUUUCUGUCAACGCCGCGGAGCAUCCGGUGGUUGCCGCAGAAGCCACUGCGUUUGACACGGACGCAUUGAUCUAUGACUUGGAAUGUGAACCUGAUCAUUGGGAUUCGUCGAUUUUGAAUGACUUGGACUCGGACAUGCUGGAAUUCCCCGACCAAACGGCACCAACCGCAAUCCCCGCCGCAGCGCCCCGCAAGUCGGCCGAGAUCCACGAUUCGUUCGUUGCCAAGAAGAACUUGGCCAUGAUGAUGGCGAUUGUGUUUUCCAUGACAUUCUUCGGCGGCAUGAUGUCGAUCUUCGACACAAUUUCGUCUGGCUCGGGCUCCGGCUUCUGCUCAUACUUCAAGUCGUACUCCCCCAAGAUGCUUGGCGACAUGAGCGUCAAGUCGCGCGUUUUGUCGGACUUAGAAGGCACGACGUGGAUGGAUUUCCCUGAAAUGAACGAGUCGGAGCCCGCCAAGGAGAAGGACUCGUCGUCGGACCAUAACCAGUACUCGCACGGUAUUCCCAUGGACGACUUGUUUGACGACAUCUCUAUGUCGUUUGCCAUGCCCCUCGAAGAUGACGAGGAAGAGGAAGAUGAAGACAUGAUGGGCGGUAGCGACAGCGGCUCCACCUCCGAAGAAGAUAGCGGUUCGGACAGCAACUACGUCAAACCAACCAAGCUCGUACUGACCAAGAAGGACUUGAGCUACGCUAACCUGACCCGUCUGUGGUGCGAGAAGCGCAGUGUGCUGUGCACGUUGGCAUCGGCUGGCGAAGAAGUGAAGCACGCCGUGGUCGACUUGAGCCAUGUGGAGGACUCGAUGGCGAUGGAAGUAUCGUUUGCCGAAGUGUUGGCGUCGUUUACCACGGGCGCUGAAGACCCGAAGGUGCUCGGGUCCACGGAGAAGCAAGUGUUGAGCUUUUUGUAUCCCAUGGGCGUCUUUUCAAGGGACGAAACCACCACGGUGGACCUCGCCGUGCUGGAGCCGCUGCCGUUCAUGGAAGUGGCAUGUCAUAUUUAAUCGCCAUGAAGUCGACGACCGCGUAUAUAUUAGACCCAAGUGUAUUAUUAUUUUCAAAUUCACCCAAUUUUUGUCC